AUAUUGUUUUCCAAUAUUCACUGUCAACCUUUUCAUUCCUCAGUAAUCAUUCACGUCAUACGAUGCUUUACAAAACCAUAGCCUUCUCAUAUAGCCUUUUGUUUGCACUUGCUCAAGCUCAAGAGAUUGAUACAACUGAGGCAGCCAAACCUUUUGUCAUUGGAACAACUCUUGAUGCAGUCCAGGCAGAUGAUAUCUUUGGGUUUUCUAUUCCAUCGUUCACUAUUCCAUCAUAUACCAUUCCAACUUUAGAUGUCACAUCAAUCAAUAGUGUAGCUUCAAGUUAUAUCAUGUCAUGGGAAAGUGCCAAGAGUGAGUUUGAGCAAUCUGUUAAGACCGUUAUCGAGAGCGCAAUUAGUUCCGUUGAGAGUUACACCGACAAUGAUUCUCUCCAGGAUUCGAUAAAAAGCGUAACACAUCAGGUUAUUGAAUCUAUUGAAAGUGUAAAGAGUGAGUACGAACAGUCAAUUGCAAGUGUCACAAAGGCAGCUAUUGAAUCUUUGAACUCUGAACAAACUUCCAUCGAUUCGCAGGCAUCGUCUGCCUUGUCACACAUCAGUGUAAGUGCGUCUGCUUCCGCCUCAACCAUCAGUACUGGUACGUCUUCCACCCUCUUGUCAUCAACUUUGUCUUCAAAGUCAUCAAUGAGCUCCUCUGUUGCGUCGGAAAGCUCAACCUCAUCAACUGCAAAUGGUGCGGAUAGUGUUUCACAACAAAAUACAAUUCUUCCAGUUGUUCUAUGUCUGGUUUCCUCAUUGCUGGCGUUUCUUUGAUAACAUGGUUAGCUGCUUAGAAUACACAUGAGUUGACGUAUACUCCAUUACUUUGGAUCAUUUUUGUAGUUGGUUAAACGCCAUUGAGGUUAAUUUACCAAAAAAGGAAAACAAUCAACAGCUGUGUAACAAAGCCUACGAAAGGGCUUAUGACAAUAGGUGUAUUUUUGGAAUUAUCAAGAUCCUUAGUCUGGGAGGACGGUUAAUUCUACAAGAAAGCAUCAUAUACGAGACAAGGGCUUUGUGAGGAUCCAAGAGCUGGCUGGUAUUUAAUUAGCUGCAGGUACCUCUAAGCCCUGAUGGUGAGAUCAAGAGUGACGGUGUCGAUCAAGCCCUGCAGUGGCGUAAGCUGGAACGGG
Molecule: messenger RNA, 1132 nt
Organism: Williopsis jadinii
Lineage: Eukaryota; Fungi; Ascomycota; Saccharomycetes; Phaffomycetales; Wickerhamomycetaceae
Exons: 2
Coding region: 63-773 (236 amino acids)
Source: RefSeq, a predicted model, not a curated record